Phlebotomus argentipes is the source of this 2028-nucleotide messenger RNA. RefSeq lists its product as uncharacterized. Bases 1 to 2028 code for a protein of 675 amino acids. The record is from RefSeq and is a predicted model, not a curated record. The transcript has 2 exons. NCBI's taxonomy places the organism in Eukaryota, Metazoa, Arthropoda, Insecta, Diptera, Psychodidae.
AUGACAGAGUAUCUGGAACUUGGACACAUGACAGCGGUUCCCAAUUACACCGGUCCCCCCGAAAAGGUGUACUUCCUACCACAUCAUGCUGUCUUCAAGGCUGACAGUACAACCACAAAAACACGAGUUGUCUUCGAUGGAUCAGCCAAAACCAACUCAGGACUAUCUCUCAACAACCUCCUCCACACAGGACCAAAGCUCCAACAGGAUCUACCGAACAUCCUAACAAGAUGGAGAAAAUACGCCUAUGUCUAUACGGCAGAUAUUGAAAAAAUGUUCCGCCAAAUCUUUCUUCAUCCUGAAGAUCGUGAUUAUCAUCGUAUUCUCUACAGAGAUAAUCCCCGUCAAUGCAUCCAAGAAUUCCAACUCAACACAGUCACUUAUGGGAGUGGACCAGCCACUUACCUUUCGGUAAGGGUACUGCAUCAACUCGCAGCAGAUGAGGAACAUCGUUUUCCAAGGGCUUCCAAAAUCCUAAGGCAAGACUUCUAUGUCGAUGAUUUGCUAACAGGUACCCACUCACUGCAAGAUGCCAAAGCGCUAUAUCAUGAAAUCAUUGAGCUGCUUAAACUUGGCAAAAUGAACUUGCUGAAAUGGACUAGCAAUUGUCCAGAGCUCAUGGCUGCAAUUCCUGAUCAUCUCCGAGAAAAGGGAUCAAUACUUCUCAAAGAAGAAGACACGAUCAAGGAGCUUGGCGUCUACUGGUGUCCACUAAAGGACAUAUUUCAAUUCAAAAUCAACCUGAACAAGAAGGAGGUCCUAACAAAACGAAGCAUUGUCUCCGAAACAGCCUCAAUCUUUGACCCAAUAGGCUGGCUUGCACCUGUGAUACUUCGUGCAAAACUCAUCAUACAACUUAUCUGGAAGGAAGAAAUUGACUGGGACUUUAAACCCUCCGACACCGUCAUUAGGAUGUGGCGAGAUUUCCGGGCCGACAUCAAGAAUAUCGAAACCAUCCAAAUACCUCGCUGGACAAACUACACCCCAGAAGCGAGGGUUGAAAUUCACGGCUUUGCAGAUGCAUCAACAAAGGCUAGUGCCGCCUGCGUCUACAUGAGAACCACGGUUAACAACAAAACCACUGUCUUCCUACUCACAGCCAGAACUAAAGUAGCUCCAGUGAAGGGACACAUAACACUCCCAAGAAUGGAGCUUUCCGCCGCAGUACUUCUCGCCAACCUAAUGAAAACCACCCUUCAAAGCCUUGAGAUAAGACCAGAUGCAAUCCAUGCAUGGACAGACAGCAUGAUUACUCUUGCUUGGAUCAAAAGAGAUCCUUCUACAUGGAACACAUAUGUAGCCCACAGAGUAGCUAAGAUUCACAAGGCAAUUCCGAGAGACAUCUGGGGUCAUGUUGAAACCGAAGAGAAUCCAGCUGACAUAGCCUCACGAGGUACCACUGCAGCGCUGCUAGCUUCCCAUAAGCGCUGGUGGGGCGGCCCAAUCUGGCUACGCCAUCCCCAACACAUGUGGCCUUCAAUCAGGAACAAGCACCUCAAAGACUUUGAUGACGCGCUUUUAGAAGGUACCGGCUGUCUUUUUACACUGAACGUAAUGAACUCCACCGCAACAGUAAUGGCAGCCUUAGAGUCAGUCCCAGAGCCACCUCAGGCAACAGAAACUUUCCUGAAUAAGUUUUCUUCCUUCAGGAGAUUUGUCCUGGUCAUUGCGACGCUACUCAGAUUUGCUGAUAAUUCGCGCAAAUCUCCAGAAAAAAGGGUCAAAGGUAGCCCUACUGCCACAGAAAUCCAGAAGGCAAAGCUAAGAGUCUUUGGAAUGAUUCAAGCAACAUUCUUAUCAGAAGAACUCAAGGCGCUCCAAACCAAUAAGCCACUGCCAAACAAGAGCAAAAUUAAGGAUCUUAAUCCAUACCUUGAAGAUGGGCUUAUCAGAGUUGGUGCCCACCCAUUUUGGCCCUUCGAGGCAACGCCGUCCAAGUUGCGAAGGCGUCCACCAGCUUUUGCGGUGACCAAGUGCAGUCCACGCCGCCAUUCAGCUCUGCCGUAUCAAUCUUCACACGCCAAGUAA